This is a messenger RNA of Sungouiella intermedia, 1473 nucleotides long. The record is from the annotation of a GenBank genome assembly. Lineage: Eukaryota; Fungi; Ascomycota; Pichiomycetes; Serinales; Metschnikowiaceae.
AUGGAGGAAUCGUUCUAUUUUGCGUUACUUCGAAUAUCCAUGACGCAGAUCCUCAAGGCGUCUGGCUUUGACAAGUGCAAGCCGCUGGUGUUGAAUACUGUCACCGAACUAUACGUCAAGCAUCUCGAACUGAUUCUUGCUAGUGCCAAAAAGUUCUCCCUCUCUCGUGCCAAUUGCACCAACGAAAUACUUCCACAAGACUUGGUACAAGCUCUACUAGACGUGCAGCUCAUAAAACCUCUGUCUUUCGAGAGCAUUUUGGAUCCUCGAGACAGUGCCGUGGAACCACCUGCGGAAUACAACACCAAGUCGCUAGAAUCAUUUGUUCGUUGGCUAAAGUACAGCGAUAGUUUCCGACUUAGUAAGCAGUUGUGUGAAGUACCCACAACACUCAUUCACAACUUGGUGGAAAAGAGAAAGAUUGAUAUUUCUGCGGAAACAGACCAGGAGAGAAAAAAGCGUAGGUUGAGAGAAAAACAGGAAUACUACAAUCAAUUCAAGCACGGCGAUGAGCAUACACAGGUGGAUCGAAUAGUUGAUGAUCUUGACGACGACGAAAUCACUAGCAAUGACAGGCUUUCGUGGUUAGCAUACCUAACAGAGAAGGACUUGAAAUUGGGCCAUAAUCUCAAGUUUGCCAACACAUGCAUCCUGGACACCGUACUCUCUGUUCAUAAGAACAAGAAGUUCCAUCCGCCCUCAAAGAAUGGCGAAGACAGUUUCGAGUUUCUUCAAAAUCAUCUCUACAACAACAACAAGAACGAUUAUGUGGUGCUUCAUAUCCAAGAUGCCGAAGAUGACGACGCCGGAACUACGUUACAGCCUUCCCAAGUACUAAAGGAGUCACUACCCUAUAAUGUGAAGUACUCUGAGGCUUUACUUGACGAUAAUGUGGAGCAGUACUUUGAGUAUGCAGAAAAACACCCAGAGGAGAUUGAAAAGAUUCGAGAGAGUCUCGAAAAGGCCAAAGAGGAGGCAGCAACGAAUGGAAGAUUGCCAAGUCCCUUGGGGUUGAGCGGAGAAGAAAAACCCGUGGUUUCUGUAUUGAAAGAGGUAGCAGAUAUUGAUGUUAUGCCAAGUGCCAGAGUUGGUGAUGUGGUUGAGGGAGAAGAGAUCAAAGAGAUAGAUAAUAACGAAAAGAGUGAAGAUGAUAAGGAAAUUAACGAGAAGAAUGAUAAGAAUGGAAUUGUUGAAGACGUUCAAGACGUUGAAAUGAAGGAUGCGGGGGAAAGUUCAACGAAACUGGAUUCAGAAGACCCAACAGAGGCUAAGGAAGCUGAUGUGAUUGAAUCCAAUGAAGUUGGUGAAAAAGGUGAAGCUGAGAAAAUGGACGAAAUAGAGGGAAAUGAUGGAGAGGAAAAAAAGGAUGAAACAGAGGGAAACAAAGUUGAAGAAAAUGAACUGGUAGAAGAAAAUGACGAGGUAAGCAAUGAGCACGAAGUCAUUGACGAAGUUUCCGAGACUAAUGAUUAA